ACAAGGUUCAAUUUGUAAUCAACACUACCUAAACGUUAGCAGGAGGAAGAUAACUACGAAGGCAUUUAUUUUGAAGGCGCAAAAGGAAAUGCCGGAGUUGAAUAUUCAUUCGCAAACGUGCCAUUCGUGAAAAUUCGUCAGGUUCGAGUCUUUUGUUCUUAAGUUUGUACCAAGAUUGAAUGGGAAUAAUUGAUAAUAGGCAAAAUGAUAAAACCUCCAAGACACAGUUUGAGUAAGAGUGCAGAUUGUGACGAACGCGAUUUGAACGGCUCUCGUGGACAUAUUUACACUUAUUUUGCUUAGUUGAGUAAGAGGGUAGCAAGAGUGGAACUCGAUGGAAAAGAGGGGAAGGAGGGAGAUAACUUGCUGAACAAUAUGGCAAAUCUUCCAAUGCCUUCUCUGACAACGAGAGUGGAGUUGAGUUUGUACCUCGGAGAAAGUGAGAUGGAGGGAGAGAAGGAGAGACAGAGGCAGCAGCGGGAGGAGAAAGAGAGUAACGAGGCAGAAGAAGACAGGAGGAGCGAUGAUGACGCUGACAACGAAGAGGAGGAGGAUGAAGAUUCUGAGGGUGCGGCUCUGGUCUGGCAGGAAGGCUACAGCGAGGACAAUUUGGGCCUUCCCAUCAUGCACUGGGAGGCACUGAGCCUUCGCAUCGCUGAGCUGGAGAAGCAAGAAGAAGAGAAGAAGGGGAAAAAGGCAAAGAGUGGAGUUUCUCUGGAGCGAGGCACAGCUCCAUUGAGCUGGACAGAGGAGAGAGGUAGGAGAGCAGAAAGCUGGGAGGAUGGAGACGACGCCUGCAACAGCCACGUGCUGGCACUCACCUCCCGCCUGCAGACACAGAUGAAUCUUCAGCUCUGCUUCAUCAACAAUAGUGAAAGUGAGGAGGAGGAGGAGAAGGAAGGAGAUAUCAGCAAGAGGGAAAGCUCCAGCACAUGGAGAGGGACUGUUCAGGUUCAUAAGAACCCUCAGCCUGCUUCCAAGCCAGAGAAACCAAAAUCCAGAGGCUUCAGGAACGCCCUGAGGAACCUACGAGACAGACUGAGAACAGACCAUAAAACACUGACCACAGCUCAUAGUGAUUCUGUAAUCCAGAGGAGACAUUUGGAACACAGGGAUUUACAAGGCUUCAGUAUCGAGGAUCUAAAUGCUCUUUGUACAUCACUCAGCCAGACCAUACAAGACCUGAGCUCAGAGCUAGUGGGUCGCCUUCAGGCCCGGGACCAGUUGAGGACAGAGCAGGAUGCCAUGCUGCUGGAGAUCCAGGAUCUGACAUCACUGUGAACCUGCUGAUCACUCCCACCUGAAGUUCAUCUGUUGAGCAGUGAGAAAUGGUUAUGUCUCACAAACAUUUGAACAAGUAUCACACUAUGUAAAUAUUGUUGUGAAUGACACGAUGCCACAGUGACCCCCACAAACAUCUCAAUCUAACCAAAACUUAGUCUGACCAGCCAAUCAAUGUGCAGACUGUCACUCUCUGAAAUAACUUGGACAUUGUGUUGCACAGUAUUUUUUUGUUAUUGUCUGUAUUGUAUGUUUUUAAGAGAAAUUUUUUUUUCACUAAAAGACAGUCAGCCGUGGUUUUAACCACCAGAAAGCCAUAUGUCAGAGGCAUGGUGAUGCUGAGGGAGCCUGGUAUGGUAAACUGAGAUGGACACAAGAUCCAGGCAAUCGAUGGUGAAACACAUUAUUUUAACCUUCUACCUUCUUACUUGGAGUUAGAUUAGAGGAUCAGUACCAGUUUCAUCUACACUGUGUCCACAACAAAUACAGGUUUGGGUCAUGCUAAGCCAGAUUGACACCAAGACUGGAAGAACCAGGGGAGAAAACUUCCCAAUGCAAAAACAUUGAACAUCCAGUCCAAGUCGAAAUUGUACAUUUGUAUACUGUGUCCUGUUUCAUUACAUUUGUACGCAUCUGGUCAGCAAUGGAGUCUCUAAACUUCAGCAGUGAAGAUGAUAUUUUGUUUUGCUUCCAAAUAAAACAAACUUUUAGGUUCAGCCGAUCUUGGUGAGGUAAUGAGAGGAUGGUGAGUUUGGUGUUGGAUCAUAAUGUUUUUGAACAACUCAGUUAUUUUAUGAGUGAAAAGAAGACUUUUCCCUGAUCAUGUCACUCACCUUUAUCUGAAAGCUUUUGCUUUUACAGUGAUCUCAGCUUAUGCUGAUGACUCAAAUCAUUCACUACAAGAUGUGGAGGAGAAAUGUGGGGAAACAAUCUUUUACAAACAAUCUUUUGUGAACAGACAUUGAUUUCAUUGUUAAAAUCCUAAUUUCUGAUAGCAAAAUUUAUGAAGAAAGAACAUCUGAAAAUGUGUAUCAACAUUACAAAAUUAAAAUUCCUGGUGUGCGAAAAAAAAUAGAGGGAUUUAACUUCCUUUUAAAUUUUGGGUCUGUUAUUGACUCACCAAAACAACCAGUGUCAUUAUAGGCUAAAUGAUAAACUGGAAUUGUACAUGUACACAAAUAUUAGAAUUUUUUUUGAAAACCGUAUUUUACCACCAGCUGCUGUUCUGCUUGGUUACCUCAAGUUGUUUUAUCUUUUUCCUUAAAAAUAGUCUCAUUGGACUAAUUUUGCUUUACAAUUCCACAGUUGUCAUAUAAAUUACUAAAUAGUUUAGUAUUUUCUGUGGUACUGUUUUUAACAGGUACAAAACUAGUAGGACAAUAUUUAGCCUUUUAAAAGCAUAAAGUAGAACAACAAUAUCUUAACAGAAAUACAAAGCUUUAAAGUGAGGUUACAAAGUGAAGGUUGUUAAGCUGCAACAUAAAAGGGACUCAUGUUAACAAGAUGCUAAUUCUGCCAACCGAACAAUCUGUCUUUUUUUCUACUUAAUUAAAGUGUCAACAGUAUGUUUUUUUUUGGGUUUUUUUUCCCUUUAGAAUUUUUUUUUUAUACAUGCAUAUCUUUUUGUGGGCUUUUUAGGUAAGGUUAGUAAAGGCCUGAAUGUGCUCUUAUGCACAACAAAUUGAACAAAUUUUUAUUUUUCUUCACCAAAGUGCUUGUUUUGGAUAUGUAAGGGAAGAAAUUUAAAUAUUUUUGUUCAAUCCGUUUGUUUUUUCGUGACAGUCUUAUUGCAAGUUUUUGAUAUUUAACAUACGCCAUGUAAAAACAAUGUUUGCCUGCUAUCUUGAUUAAUGCAGUCCAAUUCACUUUUACUUUUUAACUAAAUACUGCUCUCAUUCACAAAGUAACUGAAUUCUGCUUUGCUGUUUUUUGUUUUGUUUGUUUGCUGUUAAGCUACCAGCAGUGAAACUCAACCCCUGCAUAUACGUUUGACAUUAAAAGCCUCCCAACAGCUCAUUCCUGUUAGACUGUUGGCAUGAGCUGAGUUUCAUUCACAAUAGCUCAACGCCCAAUUAAAAGUGGCAAAGUAGAAUUAUUUGAAAAAUUGAAUUUUGAAUAGCAGCUUUUAUAUGUGAAUUCACAUUUAGCACACACAGGGUACCAAUAAUUUGGACAAAGUGGUUGGUAUUUCAUUUAUUUUUUUUCUAAGGCCCCCAACAACAGCAUCAUAACCUCUGCACUGUUGGCACCCAACAGCUGAUGGUCAUUUUAGUGUGUAGGGGCCUAGUAGCUGUGAGUUGACAUUACUAUACACCCAUCUUUAGUUUUUACUUGUAGUCAAUGUUGGUAUUGUUAAUAGUUAACUAUAACCACUUUAAAGUCUUUCCCAGACUUUAAAGAUAAAUGCUCUGGUGAUGUUAUCGCAUCCAAUAGUGCAUCCACAUUCCAACAUUUUCAUCAUAUAAUCAACACUGACUAUGGUUUUCACUGAUUUGGCCUUUAUUUCAAAAUUAGUGAGGGCUGUUGUCCAAGAUAACUUAAUUCAAGAUUAAACAAAUCUGCAUUAGAAGAACCAAGUCAGUUGGAGAGUUGAGAAUUAACAGGAUCAUUUAAGCUAAUGUAAUAUAUAUGCAUAUACAUACAAGAAUGGGGCCCUGUUAAAUUCCUGUUUUUAUUUAUCAACAAAUUUUAAGUCAACAACAAAAACAAUAAUUUAGAAUUAAUUGUUGUCUUGUAUUAAAAUGUACAUUGAAAAAACUUUUAAUCAACUUGUGAAACUUGCAAAUUCCAAUACUGUAUUUUUAAUUUUGGUGGUUGUCAUUUUGUUUUCAUUUGAUUGCAGAUUGUGUCUUUA
Messenger RNA from Xiphias gladius (swordfish), 4135 nucleotides. RefSeq names its product schwannomin-interacting protein 1. The record is from RefSeq and is a predicted model, not a curated record. Lineage: Eukaryota; Metazoa; Chordata; Actinopteri; Istiophoriformes; Xiphiidae. Gene Ontology annotation, cellular component: cell junction; plasma membrane. The coding region runs from base 376 to 1281 and encodes 301 amino acids. Gene Ontology annotation, biological process: positive regulation of hippo signaling. The transcript is spliced from 7 exons.